AGGUUAAGUUCUUGGUCAUAAAAAAAAAAAAAGCCUAUAUUGCCAUAAUCACAAGUUGAAUCAAACUUUGUCUAGUUUCUUGUUCCUCUCUGGCCCAAUAAUAACACUGAUUUUUUCCCCUCAGAAAAAUGGAAUCAGACAAUUUACAAGACCCUCAGGAGGAAACACUCACCUGCUCCAUCUGCCAGGGUAUCUUUAUGGAUCCAGUUUAUUUAAGGUGUGGCCAUAAGUUCUGCGAGACAUGUCUCUUACUUUUUCAAGAAGACAUCAAAUUUCCUGCCUACUGCCCCACGUGUAGGCAACCAUGCAACCAGAGAUAUAUAAAUGACAUUUCUCUGAAGAAGCAGGUGUUCAUUGUCAGAAAGAAAAGGCUCAUGGAAUAUCUGAAUUCUGAGGAGCACAAGUGUGUGACCCACAAGGCGAAAAAGAUGAUCUUCUGUGAUAAGAGCAAGAUCCUCCUCUGUCACCUGUGUUCUGACUCCCAGGAGCACAGCGGUCACACACACUGUUCCAUUGAUGUAGCUGUUCAGGAGAAAAUGGAGGAACUUCUAAAGCACAUGGACUCAUUAUGGCAGAGGCUCAAAAUCCAGCAGAAUUAUGUAGAAAAAGAGAGGAGAAUGACCUUGUGGUGGUUGAAGUCCGUGAAGCUACGGGAGGAAGUGAUCAAGAGAGUGUAUGGAAAACAAUGUCCACCCCUCAGUGAAGAAAGGGAUCAACACAUAGAGUGUUUGAGACAUCAAAGCAACACUACUUUAGAGGAGCUCAGGAAAAGUGAAGCUACGAUAGUCCACGAGAGAAAUCAACUAACAGAGGUGUAUCAGGAGCUGAUGACAAUGUCCCAGAGGCCAUACCAGGAGCUGCUGGUGCAGGACUUGGAUGACUUGUUCAGAAGGAGUAAGCUAGCGGCAAAGGUGGACAUGCCACAGGGUAUGAUACCAAGACUCCGUGCCCAUUCCAUUCCUGGGCUGACUGCAAGGCUCAACUCCUUCCGAGUGAAGAUUUCCUUUAAACAUUCAAUCAUGUUCGGCUACAACUCAGUCAGACCUUUUGAUAUCAGACUUCUCCAUGAAAGCACAUCUCUGGAUUCAGCUAAAACCCAUCGUGUUUCCUGGGGAAAAAAGAGCUUCUCCAGGGGAAAAUACUACUGGGAGGUGGAUUUGAAGGACUAUAGGCGGUGGACUGUAGGAGUCUGUAAGGAUCCCUGGUUAAGGGGGAGAAGCUAUGUGGUGACACCCACAGAUAUAUUUCUUCUUGAGUGUUUGAGAAACAAAGAUCAUUACAUUCUCAUCACCCGCAUAGGACGUGAACACUAUAUAGAGAAGCCAGUUGGCCAGGUUGGCGUGUUCCUUGAUUGUGAGGGUGGAUAUGUAAGUUUCGUGGAUGUAGCCAAGAGUUCCCUCAUACUCAGCUACUCUCCUGGAACUUUCCAUUGUGCUGUCAGGCCUUUCUUCUUUGCUGCCUACACCUAAUCAUAGGAAGCUGGAAUCCAGUAUGCUAGUGCUUUUCCAGUACUUCUAUGAUAAUGUGUCCCCUCUUUAUUGUGAUGGUUUGUAUAUGCUUGGCCAGAGGAGUGGCACUAUUAGAAUGUGUGGCCCGGUUGGAGUUGGUGAGUCACUGUGGGUGUGAGCUUUAAGACUAUCAUCUUAGCUGUGUGGAAGCCAGUCUUCCACUAGCAGCCUUCAGAUGAAGAUGUAGAACUCUCAUCUGGGUCUCUACCAUGCCUACCUAGAUAUUGCCAUGAUCCCACUUUGAUAAUGGAUUGAACCUCUAAACCUGAAGGCUAGCUCUAAUUAAAUGUUGUCCUUUAUAAGACUUGCCUUGGUCAUGGUGUCUGUUGAUAGCAGUAAAACCCUAACUAAGACAUGUUAAAAUGAUAUUAAGGGAUGGAGAGAUGGCUCAGAGGUUAAGAGCAUUGACUCUUGGUUAAGGGACUGUUCUCCUGUGUUCAAAUCCCCGCAACCACAUGGUGGCUCACACCCAUCUGUAAUAAGAUCUGAUGCCCUCUUCUGGUGUGUCUGAAGACAGCUAUAGUGUACUUACAUAUAAUAAAUUUAAAAAAUAUAAAAUGAUAAUAAAUGUAGAAGAUGGGUGACUGCUUCUUAUCUGUGGUCUACUUGUUAAUCCUAGAACAUUUACUUUUUUUUUUUUUAAAGAUUUUAUGUAUUAUGUGUAAGUACAUUGCAGCUGUCUUUAGACACCAGAAGAGGGCGUCAUAUCUCACUACGGAUGGUUGUGAGCCACCAUGUGGUUACUGGGAUUUGAACUCAGGACCUCUGGAAGAGCAGUCAGUGUGCCCUUACCCGCUGAGCCAUCUCACCAGCCCGAACAUUUACUUUCAAAGUAGUUAUUGCUUUUUGUUUUUGCAUAUUUGUGAGAAUUACUAAUUAGAAUCUUGGAUCUAGUGUAGACCUAGAACUCAGGAUGCAGAGUUCCAGCACCAUUUAAAUAUUCUGUAUCUGUGAUUCUAAGUUAAUGACGUCAGGCAGAGGCACAGAGAUCUACUGUAGGCAGAUUUGUUGAUCAAUAAAAGCUUGAAUCCCUAUUUGAUCUAAAAAAAUAAUUAUUUACCAACUGGGAUAGAACAACAACAACAAACAGGCUCUCAUCGUUCAGAGAGGGAUUUUUUUUUUCCUGGAAAAAAGGAAAGUGAGUUUCCCCCUCUUUCACAUCCUUUAUUUUAAACCUGUUUUAUGUUGGGGACAUACUUGAAAAAACUUUAAUUGUCUCCAACAUAAAAUAGCUUUAAAUAUUGAAUAUUCUUCCAGUCUCAGAGAGCACACAAAUGUCUUUUGACAUUCAACAGCUUCUCUCUUCUGGAAACCUCUCCUUGGUCAUUUGCAAGAGGGUCAUGUGUGGGGCUGGUGAGAUGGCUCAGCGGUUAAGAGCACCGACUGCUCUUCCAAAGGUCAUGAGUUCAAAUCCCAGCAACCACAUGGUGGCUCACAACCAUCUGUUAAAAAAAUUCUGAUGCCCUCUUCUGGAGUAUCUGAAGACAGCUACAGUGUACACACAUAUAAUAAAUAAAUAAAUCUUAAAAAAAAAAAGAGGGUCGUGUGCACCUGAGAACACUGAGAGGAGUAGAUUGUAAUGCCCAUCCAAGGCCAUUUUCUUUCAUGAUUCUAGACUUUCAGAAAUGAAGUCUCAAGUUUUUUUGGUUAGCCAGUCUAGUUCCCUCUGCUUUCUCAUGUUGCUUCGAAAGGCAUAAAGUUAUACUUCUUAAUAUCCCAACAUAAGAUUUGACUCCAUUGACCAUUUGACUUCUGUGACACCUAGGCUCUGACCAGAAUAUUACACCAAGGACUGUGCAGAAACAUGAGAACUUAGGUUGCUCCUUUAGGAAGCAUAUUGCAAAUAUUUUAGAGAAGACUAGACUGACUAAGAACACAGUAGACAUAAGAAAUGCCAUGCGACUACUACUUAGCACCAGGCAUGCAGUUCAAUAAGAUCUCAAAACAUAGAAGCAUUAAGCUCAAAGGGGAUGAGGUGUCUUGUUUUUUCUCAUUUUUUAUUGGAAAAAGAGAAAGCAAAUGUUGGGGUUGCAUUUAUAUCAUGUACAGGAUUCUGGAGAAUUUCUAAAUCUCCCAAUUUCUUGAAACUUUACAUUCCAGUCAUAAAACCUCAUUUGAUCCAUUGACAAUAUAACAGCUCAUAUGUAACCCUCAGGAAACCUUGUGGAAGAGGCAGAUACAUCCUAAGAGCCAGAGCACCAGAACAUCUGCUUCUAAAUAGGCACACAAGGAAGAGGGAGUUGAAGGAGGGCCCAUGGGCGCAUAUACAAUAUGUGAAAUUGCCUUAAAUUAAUAAAUGAGAGCUAAAAAGCAAAUCAGUUUAGCAGUCAGGGCAGCUCUGUGGCUUAUGUCUAGUCCCAAGCUCCUCAAAUGUACUUUUGUGGGCAAAUGGCCUUCACCUUGGCCACAUUUAGAGCAUAUAGAGUAUAAAUCCUUUCCUAUUUAACUAUUGUGGUUCUUUUGAACUCAUAUCUAAUAAGGUAAAACACAAAGCUCAUGUAUAUACAUUUUAAAUUUUAUUCUUAUAAUACUGUCAGAUCAUAGCUUCUUCUUUCAUUUCUCCCAGUCCAAGCCUGGGUAAGGCAACCCAGUAGGAGGAAAUGGGUCUCAAGAGCAGACAAGAGUCAGAUAUCUACUUCACUGUUACCAGUCCUACAAAAACUCCAAGCUAAAAACCAUAACAUGCCGGGCAGUUAAUCCCAGCCUUUAAUCCCAGCACUUGGGAGGCAAAGGCAGGCAGAUUUCUGAGUCUAUGCAGUUGAGUUCCAGGACAGCCAGGGCUAUACAGAGAAACCCUGUCUCAAAAAACCAACCAACCAAAAACCAUAACAUGCAGAUAUAACUUAAGCACAUACCAAUGUUCCAGGGUUGCUGCUUCAGUCUCUGUGAACCCCCAGGACCCCUACUUAGUUGCUUCUGUUUGCUGUAUUAUCCUAGUGUCUUUGACCCCACUGACUCUUAUAAUUCUUCCUCCCCCUUCUUCCAUGGGGUUCCUAGAUCUCUGAGGGGAGGGACCUAAUGGAGUACUCCAAUUUGGGCUCUCUCUACAUCUCAUGCAUGGCUGUCAGUCUUUACAUUGGUUCUAAUCAGCUUCUAGGGAAAGUGUCUCUGAUGACUAUUGAACUAGGCCUCAAUCUUUGAGUAUAGCAGAUUACCACUAGGGAUCAUUUCAUUGACUUAUUUUUCCUACCCUAGGUCCUUGGCUAUCCAGACUCCAGUUCUUGAUGAUCCAGGCAGUGUUGGGCAUGGGCUUCCUCUCUUGUGGGCUUCGAAUUAGACCACCCAUUAGUUGGCCACAUUAGUUCUCCUCCAUUGCCCCAGCACAUCUUUCUGGCAGGAUAGGUUGUAGGUCUAAGGGCAUUAGCUGGGUUCAUGUUGCAACCCUACCACUGUAAGUCGCCUGGUUAUAGAAUAUGGCUGGUUCAGGCUCUGUAUCCUCCAUUACUGGGAGUGGUCUCUGGGGUCACCUUUGUAGAUUCCAGUGAUUUUAUUUUAUUUUAUUUUAUUUUGGUUUUUUGAGACAGGGUUUCUCUGUGUAGUCCUGGCUGUCCUGGAACUCAUUCUGUAGACCAGGCUGGCCUCGAACUCAGAAAUCCGCCUGCUUCUGCCUCCCUAGUGCUGGGAUUAAAGGCGUGUUCCACUACGCUCAGCUCCAUUACUAGAUUUCUACAUCAGCUCCAGAAGUUAUCCAAUUCCAGUCAUCUCUCCCAUACUCUCUCCCUCCAAUCCUCCCUGAGAACUUGAUCCCCACUUGUUUCUUAGCUUCAUGUCUGUGGUUUGUAGAAUAGUUAUCCUGUACUUUGUGGCUAAUAGUCACUUAUAAGUGAGAAUACCAUGUUUGUCUUUCUGGGUCUGGGUUAUCUCACUCAGGAUGAUCUUUUCUAGAUUCAUCUACUUGCCUACACAUUUAAUGAUAUCAUUGUUUUUAAUAUUUGAGUAAUAUUCCAUUAUGUAAAGGUACCUCAUUUUCUUUAUCCAUUCUUUGGCUGUUUCCAGUUUCUGGCUAUUAUGAAUAAACCUACUAAAAACUUUGUUGAGCAAGUGUCCUUAUGGUCGGUUGAGUAUUUUUUGGGUCUAUAGCUGGAUCUUGAGAUAGGUCUAUUCCAAGUUUUCUGAGAAACUACCCAAUUGAUUUCCAACGAGGUUGUAUAAGUUUGCACUCCCAUCAGUGGAGGAGUGUUCCCCUUGCUCCACAUUUUUGCCAGGAUGAAAUGGAACUUGAGAUUUUUUUUCUCAGCCAUUUUGAUGAGUGUAAGAUGAAAUCUGAGUUAUUUUAAUUUGUCCUUACCUGAUAACUAAGGAUGCUGAACAUUUCUUUAAGUGCUUCUCAGCCAUUUAAGAUUCAUUUGUUGAGAAUUCUCUGUUUGGGUCUGUACCACAUUUUUAUUAAUUUUAUUUAUUUAUUUUUGUUUAUUUUUUUCAAGACAGGGUUUCUCUGUGUAGCCCUGGCUGUCCAGGCACUCACUUUGUAGACCAGGCUGGCCUCGAACUCAGAAAUCCGCCUGCCUCUGCCUCCCAAGUGCUGGGAUUAAAGGCAUGUAACACCUCUGCCCAGCAGAGGCAUUUUCUCAAUCAGGAAUCCUUCUUCCAAGGUGGGUGUGGAAGGCACUCACCUUUAAUCCCAGUAUUCUGGAGUCAGAGGCAAUCUGUGAUUCAAGGCCAGCCUGUCCUACAAACUAAGUUCCAGGACAGCUAGAGCUACAUAGUGAGACCCAGACUCAAAAAAACCUAAAUAAAUAAAUAAACAAAUAAAUAAAUGAUUGCUCUAUUUGCAUGCACACCUGCAUGCCAGAAGAGGGCAUCAGAUCCCAUUACAGAUGGUUAUGAGCCUCAACGUGGUUGCUGGGAAUUGAACUCAGGACCUCUGGAAGAACAACUAGUGCUAUUCCAUCUUUGGGACACUGGGGGGAAGGGGUGAAGCUUCAGCCUUGCAGAUGAGGGGUGGUGCUGGGGGAAGGGGGGGGGGGAGGGGGGUGGGGGGACUAAAGGUGUACACUGUCAACACCCAGGUUCUUUGAACUGCAGAGCCAUCUCUCCAGCCCCUGACCCCCACCCCCAGCUUGUUUUUUAAGAUUUAUUGAGCUCUCAGGUAAGCUCCUUACCAAGCUAGAGUACCUGGAUGAUAUCUAGUAUUAGCCCUCUAUUAACAAAAAGAAUUAUUCAGACAGAAUCUGUAUAUUUCAGGAGGCUUAGUCAAAAAUGUCAUCCAGUGUGUAUAAAAAGGUUUCAGUUAGUACAUUUAAUGGAAACGAAUUUUAAUUCCCACUAAAAUGAUGCCCUGUUUGGACUUGUUUCUUGCUCAGCUACAAAUCGCCCAGUCAUGAUGGGGAUGGCUCCUUGGUUAAACGUGCUUACUGCUUUCAGGGCCCAGGUUCAGCACCCAGUUAGUUCCCUCACAGCAGCUGAACUUUAGCUGCAGAUCCUACGCCCCCUUCUGUGCCACGCUCUCCAGUUGAGUCAGCUUGAUAGGCGAAAGUUUGGAAGCUUUCUCAUGAGGAAAAGAGUUUCAAGGAAACUCCCUCCUGGAGUCUAGCUAUCCCCCUAACCCAUAAAAUUAAUUUUCCACUCCCGAGUUAGUCUAGUGUAUGGAUCCACGUGCCUUCUACUAAGCAUUACCCUAUUAUAAGUUCCUUUUAAGACUGAAUUCUGACAUAGCUAAAGCCUUUCCCAGUGUUCCAAGAUCCCAGACUACAGCAAGGAGUUUAACCUAUUCAGUAACUAAUUAAGCACUACAAUAAAUCAGAGCCAUUAACUCAAUUGGUCUGCAGAAAGAGCCUGGAAAUCUCACUGAGAUAAAAAAAUCUUUACUACAGUCUACAUUCCAUGCCAAGAGCAAGUUGAUAUACUAUCCUGAUAAAUGGGGAAUUUUCCAGACAAGAUAAGAUUUUACAAGGCCUAGGAAUUUAGAGGUCCGUGACACCACAUUAUUCUUGAGGCCUAUCAAGAGUUAAAACCCCCUGGUGCUAUUAACACUAAAGUGUGAAACUCUUGCCUGGCACUAGGCUGAUCCUAGGCAGGGCUGCUAAUCUCUAUUGUAAACAUUUAUCUAGUUUCUACAAACUUCAUUCUCUUGUAUCUGGUAAAUUUCAGUGUACCUUGUCUUAUAGUGAUUUGUAGCUCCUGAUAAUUCGCUGUAUUAUAAAUAGUCUAAUGCUCGACCAGACAUUACAUUCAGAUUCAACACCUCUCUGUGUGCGUCUGUUUGUCAAAUCCUAAGCUUUGCCCACCUACUCUAGAGACUCGUUCUAUGCAGACACAGGGGCCCAGAGGGUCUGCGGCACUUCUGGCCUGAAAGGGCAAUCGCACUCACACACAUAUCACCCCUAAUUCCCACCCUAUACAAACAUUCCUCCUUCAAUGCACAAUGAACACACUAACUUCUCAUCACAUUUUCUUACUGAAAACACAUUGCAAUUUGAAUCCGUCUUCAAAAACUAUAAUGUACUUAGCAUUCAGCCUUAUCUUGUAUUCCAUGUUUUUCUAUCCCACUAAUACCAAGAUCCCAAUCUAUCACAAAUACAUCUGAAACUAUACUAUGCUUUA
Messenger RNA from Mus musculus (house mouse), 8051 nucleotides. RefSeq names its product tripartite motif-containing 43C (gene Trim43c). Gene Ontology annotation, molecular function: zinc ion binding; metal ion binding; ubiquitin protein ligase activity. The transcript has 6 exons. Gene Ontology annotation, cellular component: cytoplasm. The record is from RefSeq and is a predicted model, not a curated record. NCBI's taxonomy places the organism in Eukaryota, Metazoa, Chordata, Mammalia, Rodentia, Muridae. The coding region runs from base 129 to 1469 and encodes 446 amino acids.